Durusdinium trenchii is the source of this 1115-nucleotide messenger RNA. NCBI's taxonomy places the organism in Eukaryota, Dinophyceae, Suessiales, Symbiodiniaceae. The record is from the annotation of a GenBank genome assembly.
GGUCACGCUGAUCUUCGCCUUGCUGGGAUUCCUGUCGCCCGCGCAAAGAGGAAGCCUUUUGCAGUCGAUGAUGCUCCUUUUUACGCUGAUGGGAGUGCUCGGUGGCUAUACUGCUGCGCGGCUUUGCAAGGUCUUCGAUGGCGAUGAAGGGCGGUGGAAGACCACGACCCUGCUGCAAGCCUUCCUGGUACCAGGUCUCUUCUUCGGCAUCUUCUUCCUCUUGAACUUGUGCAUCUGGGGCGAAAAGUCCUCCGGGGCGGUGGCCUUCACGACGCUCUUCGCGAUCCUGGUGCUCUGGUUUGGCGUCUCUGUGCCGUUGGUCUUCUUCGGUGCGUAUACAGGAUUCCGAAAGGAGAGGAUGGAGCUACCGGUGCGCACGAAUCAGAUCCCUCGGGCGAUCCCGGAGCAGCCAUGCUACAUGCAGCCGCUUGCCACUUCGUUGGUCGGUGGUGUGCUGCCCUUCGGCGCCGUGUUCACGGAGCUCUUCUUCAUCAUGUCGUCCAUUUGGCUCCACGAGUUCUAUUACUUGUUCGGCUUCCUGUCGUUGGUCCUGCUGAUCGUGUUGAUCACCUGUGCGGAGAUCUCCAUUGCGCUGACCUACUUCCAGCUCACCAGCGAGGACUACCGCUGGUGGUGGAUCUCCUUCUCCGCAAGCGGAAGCUCGGGGAUCUACGUCUUCUUGUAUUCGAUCAUGUACUUUAACUCGCGGCUCCAAAUUCGCCAUUGGGUGUCCAUCCUGAUGUACUUUGGGUAUAUGUUCAUCAUGUCCUGCAUCUUUGGGCUCAUCAGCGGAGCAGUGGGCUUCUACAGCACCUUCAUGUUCGUGCGGGGCAUCUAUGGCUCAAUUAAAAUUGAUUGAGACGGGCCCUCGCUGCUUUUCCACGUCCGGUGCCGUGGCGUUUCGGCUGGAACGAGAGCUGGGAGAAAACCCCCAGGACAGAGUGCUCAGUGCAGACCACUGGCAAGAGGCAGUUGGGAGGUCUAGGGGCUGCAAAGUUCGGCCCCACAGAACAGAGGUUUGGGAGAUUGUCGGAGAAAUCAGUGGCCUGGAUGUUGCCGGGGCUUGGGAUGUGGGGUGUGACGGUGAGUCUUUUUGGAGGACAUGAUGUCCAAAU